AUGGCUACUAGCAAAAGUGAUACUUAUAAUGAAGACGAGACAGAUGAAGAUGAUGCUGGAGAAGUCAGCAUCAAUGAGGACAAUACCAUUGAGGAUAAUGCCGAUGAGAAUGGCCUUGACGGAGAUGACACUGAUGAAGACGGUACUAGUGAGCAUGGUAUUGAUCAAGAUGAUACUGGUGAAAGCGAACAACAGCAAUCUACUCGGUAUCCACGUCGAUUCUCCGUUUCUGCCGCUUGGUCGUGA
Trichoderma asperellum CBS 433.97 is the source of this 246-nucleotide messenger RNA. NCBI's taxonomy places the organism in Eukaryota, Fungi, Ascomycota, Sordariomycetes, Hypocreales, Hypocreaceae. The record is from RefSeq and is a predicted model, not a curated record.